Cygnus atratus (black swan) is the source of this 542-nucleotide messenger RNA. RefSeq names its product ring-box 1 (gene RBX1). Lineage: Eukaryota; Metazoa; Chordata; Aves; Anseriformes; Anatidae. The coding region runs from base 59 to 385 and encodes 108 amino acids. Gene Ontology annotation, molecular function: cullin family protein binding; ubiquitin protein ligase activity; zinc ion binding. Gene Ontology annotation, cellular component: cullin-RING ubiquitin ligase complex; nucleus. The transcript is spliced from 5 exons. The record is from RefSeq and is a predicted model, not a curated record. Gene Ontology annotation, biological process: ubiquitin-dependent protein catabolic process; protein ubiquitination.
CCCCAACCUUUCCGCCGCGCAUGCGCACGGGGCGGCACGGCCGUAUCACGCAUCCAAAAUGGCGGCCGCGAUGGACGUGGACACCCCCAGCGGCACCAACAGCGGCGCGGGCAAGAAGCGCUUCGAAGUGAAGAAAUGGAAUGCAGUAGCUCUCUGGGCAUGGGACAUUGUGGUUGAUAACUGUGCCAUUUGCAGAAACCAUAUUAUGGAUCUAUGCAUAGAAUGUCAAGCAAACCAAGCAUCAGCUACCUCUGAAGAGUGCACAGUUGCAUGGGGCGUCUGCAAUCAUGCUUUCCACUUCCACUGCAUCUCUCGCUGGCUCAAAACUCGCCAAGUAUGUCCGCUGGACAACAGGGAAUGGGAGUUCCAAAAGUACGGACACUAGAGAUGGUCGUCACGCUUCUUAUGUCAUCAUCCUCAGUUGUUCGUGUCCCUGUGGGUUUGUCUUAGCAACUUGAAAAAUCAGUAAUGUAUGCCAUUUAACCUUAAUUUCUCCCUGUUGUAUACCAUUGAAUAAAAUCUUGCUGGAGCCUCCCGUCUAA